Messenger RNA from Cladophialophora psammophila CBS 110553, 921 nucleotides. RefSeq lists its product as uncharacterized. The transcript is spliced from 2 exons. The record is from RefSeq and is a predicted model, not a curated record. The coding region runs from base 1 to 921 and encodes 306 amino acids. NCBI's taxonomy places the organism in Eukaryota, Fungi, Ascomycota, Eurotiomycetes, Chaetothyriales, Herpotrichiellaceae.
AUGCUUGUCCUCACAGGCAGUACAGGACAUCUAGGUUCUCGAGUCCUCGAUACACUACUCCGCCAAAAACUAAUUCCACCGUCAAAGCUGAUCAUUUCAUCAAGCCACCCAAGUAAUGUGUCGCCUGCAGCCCGGGAUGCUGGUGUCGAGAUCCGACCAGGCGAUUUCACGUCUCCUGGCUCGCUAGCUGCCACAUUCAAAGGUGCCGACGCUCUUUUCCUGGUCUCAUUUCCCUCUCCAAGCAUCGAUAGGUGGCUUCACCAUAAAGCCGCCAUUAAUGCGGCUAAACAGGCCGGUGUAAAGACUGUGAUUUACACAAGCUUGAUGUUUGGUGGUAAGACGGGCCUGGACAGCAUAGCGGGCGUUCAGCAAGCGCAUAUCAAGACUAUUGAAUACUUGACGCAAAGUGGCUUGCAAUAUGUGAUUGUGAGAGAGGGCAUUUAUGCAGAAAGCUGGUGGUUAUACGCUGGGUUUCAACCACAGAAAUUCAAGAAGGGCGACACAAGCGACAUCAGAUUCGUCAUUCCCAACGACGGCCCUGUUUCUUGGGUCACAUGGGACGACCUGGGUGAAGCCACCGCCAAAAUCCUCCAAAAUUAUGAGAAAUAUCUCGGUCAGACGUUGAACCUGACCGGGCCACGAACGACCAGCAUCAGCGAUGUUGGCAAGCUGGUUGAGGAGCACACCGGGCGAAAAGUCAAAGUCGACAUUGUGGGCAGGCAGGAAGCUGAACGGUACCACAAGUUUGAGAAGAAGAGUGUUCCUGAGGACAACUUCUGGGUUGUUGAGAGCUGGAGUGGCUGGCAUGAUGGGAUCGCGAUGGGGGAGACAGCGAUGGUUGAUCCCUUGAUUGGUGAAAUCUUGGGAAGGGCGCCCAGAGGCAUUGAAGAGAUGGCAACUCGUCUUUUCACUCCCGAAUAG